Messenger RNA from Anolis sagrei ordinatus, 1741 nucleotides. RefSeq names its product protein SSUH2 homolog. The record is from RefSeq and is a predicted model, not a curated record. Gene Ontology annotation, molecular function: heat shock protein binding. NCBI's taxonomy places the organism in Eukaryota, Metazoa, Chordata, Lepidosauria, Squamata, Anolidae.
AUCCCUACUGUAAAUAUGACUCAAACACCAGGAUCUUUUGCACCUCCUCUCUAUGAAGAUGUAACCAGUGGUGAUGGAAACCAAUUCCGUUCUCAUGAAGGUGAACCACCCACAAGCCAAAGCAACUGGAAUGCUACUGCCAUUUCGGAAGAUGUUGCUAAAGAAGUGUUUGCUGAAUAUGCAGCAAGUCACUGUUGCUACAGCAAAGAUCCAGCCAAAGAGAUGGUGAUUUCCGAUUCAAAGUCAUUCAAUACCUACAGAUAUCGUUUGGAGACUUUCAGUGAAUUAAGGAUUUGUAAAUGGAAGACAGUACCUUAUCAGGAUGAACCUGUCGAUCCCAGUCUGCGGGCCUAUGCUCCUUACCCUUGGGAUGUCCAAGUGGAGGUUUCUCCCAUGUUUAAAGACCAGAAAAAGAAAGUCAUGGUGCCCCGUACAUCAUCAGUAAAGGUUUGUGGAAGGUGCAGUGGUCGGGGUAAAGUUAGAUGUCACAGAUGUCAUGGAAUGGGACGGGUACAUUGCACCACUGGAAAUCAACACACAACCAGCAUGUGUAUUAUGUGUGGUGGUUCAGGAAGAGUAACAUGCAGCACAUGCUCAGGAAGAGGAAAACUGCUGACAUACCUUCAGCUAAAAGUAAAAUGGACAAAUCACAUUUUUGAAUAUGUGAUGGAUCAUGGCAGUGGGUUUCCAAUAAAGCAUUUCGACAAAGUUUAUGGACAAGAAAUGUUAUUUGAUGAGCAACGCAUGGUUUUUCCAGUGAUGAAUUUCUCCGAAAAUACCAUAAAUGAAGUCUCUCGGAGUGCUGUUGAACAACACCGAGCUCAGUUCAUAACGCCAGGACAAGAGCAUCUUCAUGAUCAUGGAACUGCCACCUGGAAUGCAAUUGAGCAUCCUCAAGCUAAGUUUGAACCCACAAUGUGCAUUCGGAGGCAGAAGCAAAUAAUUGAGUUGUUAUACCUUACCAGAGUGGAAUAUGAAUGGCAUGGGAAACACUAUUCUUACUUUGUUUAUGGAAAUGAACAGAAGGUGUAUUCAGAGUAUUAUCCCAAAAAGGGGUGCUGCUCUGUGAUGUGAUUUAUGGACCUUCCAACUAAUCUCUCUCGUUCACAAAUUUUGUAUGAUUGUUCUUCCUCCAAAAGUAGUUUAUAUGAAGGAUAUUGUUCCUUUUCAAAAGGAAUAUUUUGCUGAGCAAAUAAUUUUUUUAUGUUUAUUUAUACCUGGCUUUUCCCCUCCACAAUGGAGACUAAAAGCAGAAAAUUCAAAUUCCAAUUAAGGGAUGUCAGUCUGUAAUAUCCAGUUUGAUAUAAAUAGAAAUCCACUUUUGGCUAUAACAGUCAGAAAUGGAGCUGAUUAUAUAUCCUUCCUUUUCUCUCUCCCUUUUCUCUGUAUCCCUCCCUUCUGAAAUAAGAUUACACUUUGAGGAAUAUCUUAGUAAUAUUAAGAACAAGAAAUCAAAUAUUUCUUUUAGCCAACCACUUCAUAAGGCAAAUUAUUCCUUUAAUGAUCUGCAAGUCUAGGUACUGGGUAAACAUUUUUCCAAAGGACCACCUACUACAAUGCAACCUGAGCUGUGCUACAUGCACAAUGGAGGACCUUCUCACAGCAACACCAGAGGCACGCCAAGUGACCAGCUUCUGGUCAAAGGACAUUUAGCACAAUGCCAAGUUUUUAAAACUUUGUUUGUGGUUUUAAAUGCAUUUUAACUGUACCCUCAACUUGCUUCUGACAUGAUAAAUAAAUA